Protobothrops mucrosquamatus (brown spotted pit viper) is the source of this 804-nucleotide messenger RNA. Its product is annotated as riboflavin-binding protein-like. Gene Ontology annotation, cellular component: external side of plasma membrane. Gene Ontology annotation, molecular function: riboflavin binding; signaling receptor activity; riboflavin transmembrane transporter activity. NCBI's taxonomy places the organism in Eukaryota, Metazoa, Chordata, Lepidosauria, Squamata, Viperidae. The transcript is spliced from 6 exons. The record is from RefSeq and is a predicted model, not a curated record. Bases 1 to 804 code for a protein of 267 amino acids.
AUGUUGCGAUUUUCAGUGUUCCUGUUCCUUGCUGUCUUAAUGCCUAGCACUGGAAAUAUACAAACAUGUUUGAGAGGGGCUGGUCACAAGCCAAGGCCUACCAGAGAGAGAUACUUGAAGGAAUGUACCAUAUAUGCCAAAUCCGCCUGUUGCUCUGCAGACAUUACCAAAGAACUGGCUCAUUCACCGGUUGUUAAAAUAGAUACUACCUUCUGGAACAGAUGUGGAAAUCUUAGCUCAGUGUGUGAAGCUUACAUGAAGAAAAUAGAGUGUUUUUAUAGGUGUUCACCAUAUGCCGUUAAGUGGGCUCAUCCCAAACAUGCAGCUGCUAUUUCUUCAGUUCCCAUAUGCAAAAAAUUCUGUGAUGACUGGUAUGAAGCUUGUGAAAGUGAUCAAACUUGUGUCAGCAAUUGGUUGACUGAUUGGGAAAUUGAUGAAAAAGGAGAAAAUCACUGUAAGAAUGAAUGCAUCCCAAUCAGUGAGAUGUAUGCCAAUGGAACUGACAUGUGUGAGAAAAUGUGGGGUGAUUCACUGAAGGUAAGUCACUCCUCCUGCCUCUGCCUCAACAUGGAUGAAACGGAUCCCAAGGCAAUCAUGCUGAUUCGGGGUAGAGUCUUGGGCAGCAGCAGCAGCAGCAGCAGCAGCCUUACUCGCAGCAUCAACGAGGAUGAUGUAGAAAGAUUCUGUCAGUUCAGGUUGAAAAAGGAAAGAGAGCUGAGGAACAGGAUAAUGGCCUGGCAAAAUACAGUAGUGAACAUUCCGGUUUGGUGCAGGCUCUGCUCCUUCAUACUCAGAGGUGCAUAA